This is a messenger RNA of Tripterygium wilfordii, 1112 nucleotides long. RefSeq names its product NADH dehydrogenase [ubiquinone] iron-sulfur protein 7, mitochondrial-like. The record is from RefSeq and is a predicted model, not a curated record. Gene Ontology annotation, molecular function: NADH dehydrogenase (ubiquinone) activity; 4 iron, 4 sulfur cluster binding; quinone binding. The coding region runs from base 129 to 776 and encodes 215 amino acids. Lineage: Eukaryota; Viridiplantae; Streptophyta; Magnoliopsida; Celastrales; Celastraceae. The transcript has 2 exons. Gene Ontology annotation, biological process: electron transport coupled proton transport; aerobic respiration; mitochondrial respiratory chain complex I assembly.
UCCACGUACUCCCAUCGUCUGUUGUUUCUUGUUUCUAACGCGAUCACAUUCUAAUAAAAAAGUUCACAGAUUAACGGAGUUUCUCAUAACAUCUUUCGGGUCGCCGUCUCCGUCAUCUUUGCGUGGCCAUGGCUCUGAUCACGAGGAACACCGCCUCACGCCUCCCUCUCCUACUCUCCGCAAACCGCGCUCUUUCUCUUCACACCACCACACCAUCUCUCUCUUCCACCUCCUCCUCAUCUGCGCCAACCACAUAUGCUCGCCCGCUGCCUCCGUCCGCUUCUGGCCCCGCUGGAGGGCUCUCGAAGACAGCGGAAUACGUGAUCUCGAAGGUGGAUGAUCUCAUGAACUGGGCUCGGCGCGGUUCAAUCUGGCCCAUGACCUUUGGUCUCGCCUGCUGCGCUGUAGAGAUGAUGCACACCGGCGCUGCACGCUACGAUUUUGAUCGAUUCGGUGUCAUUUUCAGGCCUAGUCCACGCCAAUCCGACUGUAUGAUUGUCGCCGGAACCCUCACUAACAAGAUGGCCCCUGCUCUUCGCAAGGUUUAUGACCAAAUGCCUGAGCCUAGGUGGGUCAUCUCUAUGGGAAGCUGUGCUAAUGGUGGUGGAUACUACCACUAUUCGUACUCUGUUGUCCGGGGUUGUGAUAGGAUUGUCCCUGUGGACAUCUAUGUUCCAGGUUGCCCACCAACUGCUGAGGCCUUGCUCUAUGGAGUUCUCCAGCUGCAGAAGAAGAUUAACAGGCGCAAAGAUUUUCUCCAUUGGUGGACCAAAUGAACAUGCAACUGCCUACUUGUGGGCAUUUUUGGCUUCACCAAUGUGAAAUAAUAAAGCCGACGUACUAUCUUUUGCAUUGUAAAAUGCAGUAUGAAAGGAGAGACUGUUUAAGUUGUUAUUUCCAUAUGAUUCUGAUGAUAAUGUACUACGAAGUCCCGAUGUGCCGCUCUGAUAAGUUAGGCCUUUUGUGACCUGAAGCUCUUGUAGUUGCUGCAAAUUACGUUUAACUUUCGUUUGUUUAAACUUGGAUGCCCAGGAAGUAUCAUCAAUUAUUAUUACUAGUCUUCAUCGGAAUUUGUGGAAAGAAAAGAUGCUCUUGCUCUGGUUUUACCUGGA